Trichoderma reesei QM6a is the source of this 2100-nucleotide messenger RNA. RefSeq names its product germinal center kinase. The record is from RefSeq and is a predicted model, not a curated record. Lineage: Eukaryota; Fungi; Ascomycota; Sordariomycetes; Hypocreales; Hypocreaceae. Gene Ontology annotation, molecular function: ATP binding; protein kinase activity. Gene Ontology annotation, biological process: protein phosphorylation. Bases 1 to 2100 code for a protein of 699 amino acids. The transcript is spliced from 5 exons.
AUGGCGGAUUCGCAUCGGCAUGCGGAAGAGCCCAAUGGCCCUUUGGAUCCAGAGACUCUGUACACGAAGGAAUACUGCAUUGGCGGCGGUAGCUUUGGCAAGGUGUUCAAGGGGGUCGACAAGCGAAGCGGCCGCUCUGUUGCCAUCAAGAUCAUCGACGUCGAGAAUGCCGAGGACGAGGUCGAGGACAUUAUCCAGGAAAUCGCCAUCCUGUCCGAGCUGCAGUCUCCCUACGUGACGAAAUACUACGGAUCCUAUGCAAAGGGCGCCGAGCUAUGGAUUGUCAUGGAGUUUUGCGCCGGAGGGAGCUGCGCCGACCUUAUGAAGCCGGGCAUCAUGGGCGAGGACUACAUUGCAAUCAUCAUAAGGGAGUUGCUGAUGGGCCUGGAUUACCUGCACACGGAUAAGAAGCUGCAUCGAGAUAUCAAAGCUGCCAAUGUCCUGUUGGGAGCGAAUGGCCAGGUCAAGCUGGCUGAUUUUGGCGUGUCGGGCCAGCUCUCGGCCACCAUGACGAAGAAGAACACAUUCGUCGGGACUCCCUUCUGGAUGGCACCCGAGGUCAUUAAACAAUCUGGAUAUGAUCACAAGGCUGAUAUUUGGUCCCUCGGUAUCACCGCCCUCGAGCUGGCCAACGGGGAGCCCCCUUACGCCGACAUCCACCCGAUGAAGGUUCUCUUCCUCAUUCCGAAAAACCCGCCCCCACGGCUGGAGGGCAACUUUACCAAAGCCUUCAAGGACUUUGUCGAGCUGUGUCUGCAGCGCGAUCCCAAGGAACGACCUACUGCCAGAGACCUACUGCGCCACCCCUUUAUCCGAAAGGCAAAGAAGACGACAUAUCUCACCGAGCUCAUCGAGCGGCAUACCAGAUGGGCGGCAACGCAUAAGACGGAUGAGGAGGAGACGUGGGAAACGCAUGACAGCGUGCCGCCGCAGAGAACGCGAGUCAAUGAAGACAUGUGGGAUUUCGGCACCGUCAGGCUCGUCAAUGACCGCGGCAACCUGGUGAACCGACCUCCGAUGCUCAACCCGCUGGGCGCGAGUGCUACCAACACAAGGGCGGCGCGGACCUCGGACGACUACGGAGAGAGGAGGCGGGAGCCGUCCAGCCCGACCAAGCUGAGGGAGCACGCCCUGCAGCCGAGCGAUACUCUCAAGGCAACAAACUCGUCCAGCGCGGGGACAUCCCGACAAUCGAGCCCGCAGCGCAAGAAUGUGCCAACACCAGCACAGCAGCAGCGGACACCAACACAGCAGCAGCGCGGCUUCACACCGAGAGGGGGCCCUCCGCCUCCCAGCCCGGUGGUGAUCAAGACGACAAGCUGGGAGAUCCACGAGACAACGCCUAGAGCUUCCAAAAUCGUGACAGUACCGGCCUUGUCGCAACCGCAAGAGCCCCCCUCGCCUGAUUACGACCGGGAGCUGCAAGCUCAUCUGCAGCGCGACAUGGGAAUACUGAACCUGAAUAUAGAUCUCCCCGAUCCUGUCCCUACGCCCUCACCGCCCCCGCCGGCAGCCCCCGCGCAUAGGAAUAUUUCGAUACCCCCUGGUUUCGAGAAACCGCUGCCGCCAGCUCAUGGUGUGUCGCAGCUGGCUCGAGUGCCGGCCACGCCCACAUCGGCAGCGCCGCCUGUGACCGUCACGGCUCCUCCACCACCUGCUCCUCCGUCUGCUCCGCAUUCUGCGCCCGUGCCUGCGCCGACAGCGUCAUCGUCUUCGUUGCGGUCACUGGGCCACUCACCGGGGGCGUUGGAAACCUUUCCGUCGCCCCCGGCUGCGAACCCCAAUGGGGAGCUCGAUGCUCUCAACGACGUCAUCUUUCCCGCGCUGGAAGAGGCGCUCAAGCGACGGCAGAUUCGAUUACAGCAUGUGUACAAGCCAGUGCCGAGCGGCUCGACCAUGUCCCCAAAGCAGCAGCGAGCCGAGGCUGCGCACGAGAAAGUCCGCAAACUUGUCUAUAAGCUGGCGCAUGUUUGCAAGGAGAUUGACUACCAUGACAAAGCAGAGCCCGUUGGCAUGGGAAGGGAAGUGGGCAACUUUCUGGAGGGCCUUCUCGAGGAGAUUUUGGUUCGUGUCGAGCCGUUGGACGAGGACGAGGCUUAA